Messenger RNA from Hyla sarda, 2003 nucleotides. It is a transcript of the gene C8A, whose product is annotated as complement C8 alpha chain. Gene Ontology annotation, molecular function: protein binding. Gene Ontology annotation, cellular component: membrane attack complex. Lineage: Eukaryota; Metazoa; Chordata; Amphibia; Anura; Hylidae. The record is from RefSeq and is a predicted model, not a curated record. The transcript has 11 exons. Bases 109 to 1887 code for a protein of 592 amino acids. Gene Ontology annotation, biological process: immune response.
GUCGUCAAUGAUUCACCAGCGCGGACAUUGCCGGGAAGGCUGCGGUUUUACCUCCCGCUCGUCCUCCAAUGUCUGGACGACAGCGUCGCCUCCGUCCACCUGGAGACAAUGAGUCUCUGCAGCUGCUCCCAUCUUCUGGCUCUGUUCACAUUAGGCUUCUUGGUCGCAGUGCAAAGCGUUGACGUUGGAUUAGCGGGGAGAUUUUUCAGGAGUUUAGGCUCCACUCCGGCCCCCGUGGACUGUCAGCUCGGUCAGUGGUCCCAAUGGUCUCCGUGUUUUCCUUGCCAAGGUAGCAAACACAGGUACCGGGCGCUGGCUCAGCCGGCCAAGUAUGACGGACGGAUCUGUAUCGGGAACCUGUGGGAAUCGACGAUCUGUACAACCUCGGGGAAAUGUGUCCCGGAAAACAAGUGCGGCUCCGAUUUCCAAUGCGAGGAAACGGGCCGCUGUAUAAAGAGACAGCUGAUCUGCAAUGGUGAGAAUGACUGCAGGGACGGGUCCGAUGAGAAGGACUGCGAGCCCCCGGAGGAAGAAACCUUCUGCAGGCAACUUUACCCCAUACCCGGGGCGGAGAAAGCGGUCAGAGGGUUUAAUAUCCUGACGCAGGAGGAGACGCAGAAUGUUCUGGAUCAUAGAUACUUCGGGGGUCAAUGUGAAUACGUCUAUAACGGUGAAUGGCGGGAGCUGAGAUACGACCCCGCGUGUGAGCAGAUGUACUACGCCGCCGACGAGAAAUACUUCCGGAAACCCUACAACUUCCAUGUCUAUCAGUUCCUUGCCCGAGCGGACACCAGAAUGUCCAGUGAGGUGUACGAGGACUCCACCGAUCUGCUCAACGCCAUCAGAAGAGAAAGCUCCUCGGAGGGAGGAUUCACCUUCACUAUAAAGGCCGCAGAGACCCCGGUCGGUGUAGAAUUCGGAUUCAACUAUGGGAGAAAAAGUGAUUUCCUAAGAAAUAUCUCAUCAUAUAGAGAAAAGAAUUUGCAGUUUGUUCGAUUUGUCACUAAAGUUCACACUGCACGUUUCCGGAUGAGAAGGAAUUCCCUGGUGCCGGAUGAGGACAUGCUGAUGGCGCUGAUGGAGCUUCCCGAUACUUAUAACUAUGGCCUCUAUGCCAGGUUCAUUGAAGAUUAUGGCACCCACUUUGUCACCUCGGGCACCAUGGGGGGCGUCCUGGACAAUGUCCUUGUACUGGAUAAAGAAGCUAUGAAAAAACGAGAGGUUACAUUUUCAAUGAUUGAGAACUGUUUUGGCGGCCAUAUUGGAAUCACUGGCGUUUCUGAUGAUAAACAAAUCGAGGGAUCACUGACUGUAAAAGGCAGAAACUGCGACAAGUUAGAAGACACAUCUGGGGAUGCCAGAAGCAGCGAGAGUGUAAUAAAGGAUGUUAUCACUCAUGUAAAAGGAGGGGACACAGGGUCAGCCGGGGGGCUGCUCAAUUUCUUGGGGGGCAACAUCUAUCGCUUCUGGGGAAGAUCUCUGAAGUAUAAUCCGGCCGUCAUCGAUUUUGAGCUGCAGCCGAUACAUGAAGGUCUGAGGUUAAUAGAUCUUUCUGGGAUUGAGAACAAGAGGCAGAACCUGAAGAGAGCCUACGACGAGUUCCUGAAUGAGUUUAGCUCCUGUCGUUGUGGCCCCUGCAAUAAUAAUGGGGUGCCCAUAUUAAACAAUAACGUCUGCAGCUGCCAGUGCCCCUUGGGGUACGAUGGUCCCUCAUGUGAGAAGACGUCACGACCAGAUACAAAGGCAAAAGGAGGCUGGAGCUGCUGGACUUUGUGGUCCUCCUGCCAAUCUGGAGAACGUCAGAGGACAAGAUCCUGCAAUAAUCCACCUCCUAAGAAUGGCGGCAGCUGGUGCCUGGGGAAAAGUGUCCAAACCGAGUCGUGUUAAUAACUGCAGGGAUCUGAUAUUUCGCUUGUAUAUUCCGGUCGGUCAUUCAGUGACACCCGGGAGGAUACAAUGUUAUUGCUGUUUCUUAUGUUUGCACAAAAUUAAAGAGGCUCCAA